Messenger RNA from Diabrotica balteata, 4882 nucleotides. The record is from the annotation of a GenBank genome assembly. NCBI's taxonomy places the organism in Eukaryota, Metazoa, Arthropoda, Insecta, Coleoptera, Chrysomelidae.
UAUAUAUAUAUAUAUAUAUAUAUAUAUAUACCGUUUUGACUGCCUUAUAUGAAACAACCUAAACUUCAUUAAUUUUCAGAUAAGCAACGGUUCAUCUGUAAUGAUUGUGGAGUUUUAUCCGCUCCAGGCUCAAGACUUAGACGUUCCCGCAUCUUUUGGCAACGUAACGUUCGAUAGAUCGACUAUAUUGAAAGGAGUCUAUUCAGACGACCUCUGUAGGACGAAUCCUUGUCAUAGAGGAGAAUGUAAAAUAACUUGGAACGAUUAUAUGUGUGUUUGUCCGAUUGGUUUCAAAGGUAAAGAUUGCAAUGAAUUAGAAUUCUGCAAAUUGCAAGGUUGUCCAGCCGGAUCCGAAUGCAAGAAUCUAGAAGAUGGUUACGAAUGUAUAACGAAUAGUACUUUCAACGGUCUACAGAAACCUCUUCAAUAUCAUUUAACGAUAGAUCCUUCAGCCGACAACAAUUUCGUGUAUGAUUCUCUAGAACUGAACUAUCGUACUCGUUCAUGGGGUACCGUUCUGUUCGCAAAACAUAAAGAUAGUUAUUUUACCGUUUUCAUUUACCACAACGAGGUAGUGAUAGAAUGGAACUUGAACGGAAUGCCAGAAACGAAAAGGUUCCGUAAAGAUAGGUUCAAGGGCCAAUGGAUAUCCUUGCUGUUCCUUUACAAAAACCAAAAAUUCAGAGGUGGUUUUAAAGAGCAUGUUAUGGACGAAUCGUCCGAUUUCGAAGUGAAGGAGUUCGACAUUUAUACUUUUACAGAAGUAUUCAAAGACGGAGAUGUAUACGUCGGUGGUAGUGAUGGUCAAACUUUUGAUUAUCAGACUGUGAUCGACAAUACAGAUACAAAUAUGACUGGGUACAUUCCUGUUAGUGAUACUACUACAGCCGAAUCUCUCAUUAGUAAUUCGUUAGAAAGCAACGAGCUAUCAGAAGACGUAUUGCUAUAUAAAGUGGACCAAGAUAAGAAGACUGAUAAUUUUAAGGGCUGCUUAGGCGAAUUAAGAAUAGGAGGGUUACUUCUUCCCUAUUUUCACACUUUAGAAAUCUACCCGAACAAGACCAACCUUAAAAAAAUGUACGAACUGAAAGACGAAUUUACAGCCGAACAAGGAUGCAUUUUGUGUUAUUCGGUGGACUGUCUGAAUAAAGGCGUUUGUCUAAAUAGUACUGAAACAUACAAAUGCCAUUGCCAACCAGGAUAUACAGGCGACGAUUGUUCCAUCGAUAUCGACGAGUGCCAGAACAACCAAUGCCAAAAUAACGCUACAUGCGUCGAUCUAAUCAACGAAUACAAAUGUGAGUGUUUAGCUGGGUACGAAGGAGAAUAUUGUGAAACCGACAUCGACGAAUGUCUCAGCAAUCCAUGCAGACACGGAGGCACUUGUAAUGAUUUAAUUGGAACGUUCAAAUGUGAUUGUCCCGAAGGUUUUGUUGGUAAACAAUGCGAAGCUCCUUUACUGAUCACCUGCGAGAACAAACCAUGCAAGGAGCCUGCUAGCUGUGAAACAGGAGCAAAUGAGGUCACUGGUAACAAUUUUACCUGUAUUUGCACUGAAGGUAUGGAAGGACCAUUAUGCGAUACACCGUUCUGUAUGAACACUCACUGUGAUCAAGGAUUUUGUAACGACAGCUUAUUGGUACCGUUCUGUGAGUGCCCAAGAGGAUUCGAAGGAAAGUUCUGUGAAAUCAACAUUAACGAAUGUAUCUUACCGAAUGGAGGCAGUCCCUGUCAGAAUCGUGGUGUCUGUAUUGACGGAAUUAAUCGAUAUAUUUGUAACUGUGAAAAUACAGGUUACACAGGUCUGUUAUGUGAAAUAGACAUCAAUGAAUGCCAGACCGAUAUGAUUUGUGGUCGAGCUGGCAUUUGCGAAAACACUCCCGGGUCUUACAGGUGUGUUUGUAAAGAAAAAGGGAAGUGCGGUCAUCAAUGCGAUUUGGACGACCCUUGCGAGACUAUAAAACCAUGUCAGAAUGGAAUUUGCCAGCCCCAGUGUACAGAUAAACCUGAUUAUUUUUGCGCAUGUCCCGAUAAUUACGAAGGAAAGAAUUGUACCAAAUUAAAGGUCGCGGCAAGUCAAGCAGAAGGUGGAAUAAAUAUACUGUACAUAGUCCUUCCCAUCGGCGCAGCCAUUCUCAUAGGAGCAGCUGCUGUCCUUGCGGUAUUCUUCAACGUAGCUCGCAGCAAAAGGGCCACCAGAGGUACAUACAGCCCGAGUGCUCAAGAAUUUUGCAAUCCACGAGUUGAACUAGAUCAUGUGUUGAAACCGCCGCCCGAAGAAAGACUUAUUUAAAUUAUUUCAAUUGUUCAAAUGUUCGUAUAAAUUGAUUUUAAUACAUAUACGAGGUGUGUUCUGUAAACCACAAUUUCUUUGUUUUUUGAAAUACUCUAAUUUGUAUAAAGUUCUUCGGCGUUUUAAACCAUUACUACAUAGAUUUUUUAUCUUUGAAAACAGAACAUCCCUCGUAUAAGCGUGAUUGAUUUUAACCGUAAAUAGUGAUGAAAGACGAUAUUGUUUAAAAAGGCUGUAAAUUUUUUUCUUCAAUACUUUUCGUGUCUUGUACAAGUGAGGAAAAUGUACUGAACGUAUGCAUUAUUUCAGUAGCAAAAGAGCGUAAGAGUAAUUAUUACAUUUGUAAUAUGCCCGAUCUUCAGAAUAUGGUGUUUGUGUUGUCAAAUUGUUGUUGUACAUAGCAAUUGUUAUGUAUUUUUUUUGAAUUCAUCGCGAAACAAUAUAAAAAUGUAAUAAAAAUUGGUAAAGGUUACAUUUAGGAAUAGUAAGCGUAAAAGGAAGAAUUAAUGACAAUGCUAAUUGAAUGUAUAUUGACCAUGGUACAGAAACUCUAAAAACAAAAUAUUUUUACCCUAUUAAUAAUUACUGAAAUAACCCAAGCGUUACAUAUAUUUGCCUCACAUUGUAUUUUAGUCAGGUUUAAAUGAUGGGUAGAAGUAAAAAUGGUAGUACACCUUCUUUUAUCGAAUUUGAGUUAAGAUGAUAUUAGCUACAACCGUUUUUUCUACCUCGUUAAGUUAUGUCUUUAAGUUUGUUUGUUUAUUUGUUUUUCUUUUCGUCAGUCACUUAUUAAAUGAAAUGUCGGAAGCAUGGUACGACAUGUUCCACUUAAUCUUUUAUCACUAUUUAUGUUGAUUUGAGUGCAUCGAAUGAUAUUUGGCAACUUGCAUCCUCCAUUUUUAGUCUGAACCAUCGAAAUGGCGUUUGCCGAAUCGGGCUUUGACUAAUCGAGGGUGGUUUGACUUUAAUCUACCUAUUAUAUCUAAUUUAAUCUUUAAUCUGAUCAAGAAAACCUACGACUACUUUUAUCAUUUAGUUUUCAAAACUGUUUUCUUUUCGUUUAAUAAAACGCUUUUCCAACCUUGUAACAGAUUCCAGUCUCAAAAUCUUACCGAAGUUUCGAGGAUAGGCUUACCGUUUGGUUCAAAACUUAGUCUUUGGAACGUUUUUUAUAGUCUUCUUCUUCUAGUACAGUAGUAGUUGACUGCAACUUGCUUCAAUUUCACACGGUCCUCCAUGAUAGUUGGGUUGGUAGUUAGUCCCAAUGUGGGGCCCAGAAUAACUUGGCAAGACGGUUAUUAGGGACAUAUGGACAUUGCCAUGACAUCUUCUUCCUCCUCUUAAGUGUCUUCUCUGUUGAGGUUGACAAUCAAUAUGGCAAAUUUCUCUCUGUUCUGUGCUUGAUGAAUUAAUUCAUUUCCUCUUGUGUGGGUCCAAUCUCUGAUGUUUCGUAGCCAAGAUUUUUUCUUUCGUCCGAUGCUCCUUUUACCUUCAAUCUUGCCUUUUAAUAUUACUUGGAGCUGCUCAAAUUCCCUAUGGCGCAUGAUGUGUCCUAGAUAUGACGUCUUUCUAAUUUUGAUUAACACAUUUGAUUUGCAAUUAACACAGCGAUGCUCUCUGUCUUGAGCUGUUCCAAACAGUUGUUCGACUCUCCGUACCUCGGUCCAUUUUCUGACAUUCUUCAACCACGCCCAUCUUAGGCGUUGGAUUUUAAUUUCUUGGACGAUAUAGCUAGCGUUAAAUGCCUGUUUGACUUCGGCAUUUGUUCUUAUUCUAUAUUGCUUAGUCAUCGGAUCGUGAUAGUGUCCGACAAGUCUGGAACAGGAAUUAGUCACACAGUACUAACUCUAGCGAAUUAGGUGGACCGAUUCGUAUCCUAGUUGGUGCAGUUUAGAGAAGAAACAACAGUAUUAUGAACGAGAGCGUUGUCUUAAUGAACAGGGCGUUUUAUUUUCAUUAUCUUACUGCCGAGACGGAUCAUCAGAGCCUGUACCCUUUUUUUAAUGAUCAAUGUGAAUAAUAAGCAGUUUCAUCUUGUUUUGACUGUUUUUUGUUUUGUGUAUGAAAUGAGUCCUUGUUUCCCAGUUUGGAGAAAUGUUGAUUUGAUGAAAUCUAGAGAUUGCGAUUUAUUAUUACUAAAAGAUUCUCCGAAUGCGUCAAACGUGCCUGUUUUGGUCGUUACGAUAGCUCCUAAACAAGCCGUCAAGUGCAACUAACGCGCAUUCAACCUUGAAAGAUAAAGUGAAAUAGAAAGGGUAGGAGGGAGUCGCACUCGUCUCUGUAUCUGAGAAUCGGAAUCUGUUCUUAUCUAAUUUUUGUUUUCGCUCUCAAAAACACAAAGGUGUCAAACCAACAGUAAUUCGUUCUCACACAAUGCUAUCCUUCGUAGGCUAGAUUAAUAUCAAACCAUCCUUUAUUCUCGACGAAGCUCCAACCGUUUGUAUAUUACUACAAACACAAAACAAAAACAAAUAAAAACGCUGAUUUAUUUAGUACAAUGUAACUGCUUCUAUAAAAUAUUUUUAUAUUAUUUUUUAUUGUUAUAAGAUUUUAUUUAUUAGUUUCAUCUUUACUUUCUAGUUCAAUUUU